AUGCCACCACUGAUGGGCGACCUGCCAGCCUUCCGCGUGGGUGACCCGGCCCCAGCGUUCGCUAGAGUGGGCGUGGACUUCUUCGGACCCUUGGCGGUGAAGAGACAGCGUAAAAGGGAGAAGAGAUACGGCUGUCUGCUCACCUGCCUGUCCACUCGAGCUGUCCACAUCGAUCUGGCUCACUCGCUGGGCACCGACUCAUUCAUCAUCGCGAUGAGACGCAUGAUGGCGAGACGCGGCAAGACCAAGCUGGUUUGCUGGGACAACGAAACAAAUCUCCGAGCCGGUGAGCGCGAGCUGUGCCAGUCGCUGCAGCGGUGGAACCAGGCCAAGAUCGCUGACACGCUGUCACAAGAAGGCGUGGAGUGGAAGUUCAACCCUCCGGCUGCGCCCCACUUCGGCGGCGUGUUCGAGCGUCUGGUGCGCUCAGCCAAACGUGCUCUGUCGACCGUGCUAGGUGACAGGGUUGUGGAUGACGAGACGCUUCGGACGGUGGUCACCGAAUUCGAGGCGCUCCUCAACGGUCGACCGCUGACGCACACGGCCGGGUUCGCGUUGUGGACGUGA
Messenger RNA from Pollicipes pollicipes, 567 nucleotides. RefSeq lists its product as uncharacterized. NCBI's taxonomy places the organism in Eukaryota, Metazoa, Arthropoda, Thecostraca, Pollicipedomorpha, Pollicipedidae. The coding region runs from base 1 to 567 and encodes 188 amino acids. The record is from RefSeq and is a predicted model, not a curated record. The transcript has 2 exons. Gene Ontology annotation, molecular function: nucleic acid binding. Gene Ontology annotation, biological process: DNA integration.